Eublepharis macularius is the source of this 895-nucleotide messenger RNA. Its product is annotated as synapse differentiation-inducing gene protein 1-like. The coding region runs from base 138 to 584 and encodes 148 amino acids. Lineage: Eukaryota; Metazoa; Chordata; Lepidosauria; Squamata; Eublepharidae. The transcript is spliced from 2 exons. The record is from RefSeq and is a predicted model, not a curated record. Gene Ontology annotation, cellular component: membrane.
GCAAGGAGGGAGGAAACCAUAUUGAAGCUGCAGAUUAAGCAGAGUAUGAAAUGUGCAACAGUUGCUCAGUGAAGAGAGUGAGAGUGGAUUGAGAACAAAGACUCCACUUGCAACGGUGAGAAGGAGGCCACUUCGCUAUGGAUGACCCGAAUGAUGAGAAGACCCAAGGAAGUGUCCCUGCUGCACAGGACCCACCACCCUACUCUGACGAACAGCCCUACAAUGUCUCUGUUCUGAAGCAACCACCUCAUGAUGGGCCAGCAAACCCGGCCACGAUGCCGCAGUACCAGCCCCUCAUCCAACCACAGCAGCACAACAUUGUCAUUGUCCCUGUUCAACCCACCAAUGAACCAGAUUACCUGGGAUAUUCCAUCUUCACCAUGCUUUGUUGUUGCCUGCCUCUGGGAAUCGCAGCCCUGGUUUACUCGAUACGGACACGAGAUGCCAACCGUGCAGGGAAUGGUGCUGAAGCUCGGAAGAAGUCCAAGAUGGCGCAGAUCUUAGCCCACAUGUCACUUUGCAUGGGGAUUGUGUUCAUCAUUGUAUACAUUGUCUUGAAUGUGAUAAUAAUUAGAAGAUAUUAGCAUUGUUGAGGACACUCACAAAGUGUUUGUCUGCUAAAGCAUUUCCCCUUUCCCCCUUGUUAAUUAAAAGUUUGCUUUUAAUUGUGACCAUUACAAAAAUGUUAUUCCAAGUCUGACUCUAUAUUGAUGUUAAAUGAAGAGAUUUCAUGUAAUUAAAAGAGACAUUGGGGAUGUACCAUCAAUAGGCAAUGACUUUGUAAGGUAAAAUGUAAGCACACUUGACAUAUUCGCCAGAAUAUUUUGUGGCCUUGUGGUACGUAAUUUGAGUGUUGCAAGGCGGUUCAUCAGCUUGUGACCAGUUAUUGUUACAG